AUGGAGACAUCGGUUCCGGUGCCAAAACUGGCACCACCACCAAAACCCCCUCAGGAGGGGAGUGCAAGAAGUAACAAAGCGGAUGAUGGUAGGGGAAAGAAAAAUAUCAGGGCAAGCAAUCUUCUCCAGAAUUCAUGUGAAGGCGGUAUUUCGUAUAGGAACAUUGUCACAGGUGAACAUGGAGGGGUGGAGGGUGAAGAAGAUGAAGAGGAGAUAGAGAUGCUGGAUCAGGAGGAAUUGGAGGGUACCAAUGGUGAUCGUGAAGGAAUUACGGUUAAACAAGGUAAGAGAGGAGGAUAUGAUUGCCCACGGAUCAUAUUAUCCAAAAUGGAGGAAAAAAGAAUACAAAGGCCAUGGCGGAGGGGGGUGAUUGUGAAGCUUUUGGGAAGGAAGAUUGGUUACAAGGCCCUGGAAAACAGAUUGCAACAGAUGUGGGUGAGGAAAGGGAUCAUACGCAUCAUUGAUUUAGGGCAUGAUUAUUAUCUGGUGUGCUUUACACAUGAAGAGGACAAGAAUGCAGCUAUGGCAGAUGGACCAUGGUUCAUAUAUGAUCAUUACUUGACAGUUAAGGAGUGGACUCCAGAUUUUCAUCCUGAAAAUGAUUCCAUUGUGAAUGUUGCGGUGUGGAUCAGAAUUUCAGGCCUACCAGUUGAGUAUUACGAUCUGAAGGUUUUGCAAGUGAUUGGAAAUUUGGUUGGUCGAACAGUAAAAGUAGACAAGAAUACGCUACAAAGUGAAAGAGGUAAGUAUGCAAGGAUAUGUGUUGAAGUUGAUAUCUCGAAACCGCUUCUUGCAAUGUUUGAGUUGAAAGAUAAGAGUUAUAGGGUUGAAUUCGAGGGACUGCAUCUACUAUGUAUUUUGUGUGGAAAAUUUGGUCACUAUAAGGAGGGGUGCUCCUUGAUGAAAAAUGGGAAGGGUCCGACCUUGAGUGUCAAUGAACAAAGUCAUGGUGUAGGCACAACCUCAAAUGGGAAGAAAGUAGUAACAGAUGUGAAGGGACAAGAAGAUGACCCUUGGCAGGUAGUGCAAAAGCAACGAAGAAUUCGAAAGAUGCCGGAGUCCAAAAAGAAAGUUCCGGCGACGGGAUCUUGGCUGGCCAAGGCGGGAUCACGGUUUCAGGCGCUAGGGACAGACAUGGGAGAAACUAGUGGAGUUGUUAAGGAAAGUAAUAAUGGGAGGGAGCUGAAUAAGGAAAAUAUGGAUGGUAUUAAAAUAAUGACAAAAAUAAUAUUGAGGUAUUUAUGGAGACGGCAAGGAAUAAUGAUGCUAUUAUUAGCACAGUCAAAGGGCAUGAUAAGGCAAUGA
Molecule: messenger RNA, 1305 nt
Organism: Vicia villosa (hairy vetch)
Lineage: Eukaryota; Viridiplantae; Streptophyta; Magnoliopsida; Fabales; Fabaceae
Exons: 1
Coding region: 1-1305 (434 amino acids)
Source: RefSeq, a predicted model, not a curated record